AUGAACGGCCAGUUCCCUGGUCCCCCUUUGCGGAUCAACCAGGGUGACAAUGUGCAGUUCCUCGUUAAUAACCGGUGCCCGUUCAAUGCAACUAUACACUUCCAUGGCAUUGAACAGCUAGGAACUCCUUGGUCUGAUGGAGUCCCAGGUGUCUCGCAGAGAUCCAUCAAGCCAAACACUUCUUUCCUGUAUAGAUGGACUGCAACCGAUUACGGGGCCUACUGGUAUCAUGCGCAUCACCGUGGCUCUCUCGAAGAUGGACUCUAUGGACCAGUCUAUAUUACCCCGGCCCCCUCGGUGGAAAAGCCGUUUGGUCUUAUCACAACCGAUCCCGCUCAUCUGAGGGCUAUGGUCCUCGCAGAGAGCGUAACCUGUCCCGUCUUGCUUUCGGAGUGGCGUGUCCUCACGUCGGAAGAGGUCUGGGCUGCCGAGAUAGCCUCUGGUACAGAUGGAUUUUGUGCCAAUGCUUUGCUCAUUAAUGGAAAAGGAUCUAUCACCUGCCUGCCACGUGCGGAAAUUGACGCUCUGACAACACCCGAUCAGAAAACCAGCCUGGGUGAUGAUCUAAGAUUAACAGAUAUGGCAUGCUUCCCUCCCAAUAUCACCGAAACAGUAUUCAAUUUCCCUCACAACUACGCUGCCAUCCCCCAAACCAUGUUCGAAGGCUGCGUACCAUCCCAAGGCCCUCAAGAAAUCUUCAAUGUCAACGCAGCCCUUAAAUACGCCAGUUGGGAUCUCACCAGUACAGCGGGCCUUCUAGAACUCACCUUCUCAAUUGACGAGCACGAUAUGUGGGUAUACGCCAUAGACGGACGAUACAUUCAGCCCCGAAAGGUUAACGCAGUCACCAUCCCGAACUCAAACCGCUACUCGGUUCUAAUCCCCCUCACUCAGCCGGCGGGAGACUACGCCGUGCGUAUGGUCAGCGCCAGCAUAAACCAGAUCCUCAACACGACCGCAAUAAUGCGAUAUUACGGCGCGCCCAGGCUAACACGCCCAUCCAACCCGUGGAUAGCAAUCAACAACCAACCGGCCUCGCCAGACACUGUAUUCCUAGAUGAGAAUCAGGUCGUCCCAUUCCCGGCGCUCGUUCCUUCAAAUAAUAUAGCACAAACCUUCUUUCUGAAUAUCGACCAAGUCGGCACCGCCUUCCGCUGGAGACUCGGUAAUACCAGCUACGGUCUCGAGCUAGAGGAAGCACAGCCCUUGCUCUUCAACCAGAACUCCAUUCCUCAAGACUUGAUCAUCAGGACGAAAAAUAAUACCUGGAUCGACUUGGUUCUCCAAUCAGAUACCCUUCUGCAACCCCGGCAUCCGAUCCACAAACACUCGAAUAAACAUUUCAUUAUUGGUCAAGGGAAUGGUACUUUCAGUUGGGAUUCAGUGGCAGAUGCUGUACAGGAUAUUCCUGGCAACUUUAAUCUCCAGACGCCGCAGUAUCGUGAUACCUUCCCUACACUGCCAACUAUCACGAGUCCAUCUUGGACAGUUAUUAGAUAUCAUGUUGUUAAUCCUGGUGCAUUUCUGAUGCAUUGUCAUAUUCAGGUUCAUCAAAGUGGGGGGAUGGUGUUAGCGAUGUUGGAUGGGGUGGAUGUUUGGCCUACUAUCCCACCGGCUUAUCUGAUUGAUUCUGGGGUUUAG
Penicillium griseofulvum is the source of this 1641-nucleotide messenger RNA. RefSeq names its product multicopper oxidase. Gene Ontology annotation, molecular function: oxidoreductase activity; copper ion binding. The coding region runs from base 1 to 1641 and encodes 546 amino acids. The record is from RefSeq and is a predicted model, not a curated record. The transcript has 3 exons. Lineage: Eukaryota; Fungi; Ascomycota; Eurotiomycetes; Eurotiales; Aspergillaceae.